Molecule: messenger RNA, 618 nt
Organism: Protopolystoma xenopodis
Lineage: Eukaryota; Metazoa; Platyhelminthes; Monogenea; Polystomatidea; Polystomatidae
Source: the annotation of a GenBank genome assembly
AUGGAUUCAGAGGAAAAGGAUGAUGCUAAGGCUGAUGACACUUGUGAGCCUAAUAAUAUUGGUGACAACGAUGAUUGUGCUAGCAAUAGUGGGGAUAAGAAUUUAAAAGUCGGCGGUCAAGAUGAUAAUGAACAAUUUGAUGGUAGUGCUGGUGAUCAUGGAUUUGAAGAGUACACCGAAAUUAACAAAUUCUCAAUGGUGUACGAAGAAGAAAUUCUUAGACCAAAAAAGUUGAUCAAGUCAGCUUCACUGAAAUCUCUCAUCGAGUUUGAAUGUUGUCGAGCGAUUGGUACGAAAAUCGACAUGUUCUAUACUCGGGCUUCAAUAAGAGUUGCGAUUUGGACCCUAGAGCUGAGGCCUGAUGUUGAGAUUUUGAAUAGACAUGUCUGUGUUUCCAACGCAAUAAUUUGUCCAGUCCGCAAGAUGACGAAGUGGAAUGGAGGAGGUAGAAGUCAGCAGAUUGCACAGGGACAGAACUGGAUUUGUAGACCUGUCGUCUCGAGGACUGGAUCCUUUGAAGAGGAUGUCCGUCAGUUUGGUGCCUCUUCAAGCCGCUCUAGCCAGACUUCUAUCCUAGGCGUAGAGGCAGAAAUGACCACCGAAUCAGAUUGCGGAUGA